Messenger RNA from Carassius carassius (crucian carp), 1454 nucleotides. RefSeq lists its product as uncharacterized. The record is from RefSeq and is a predicted model, not a curated record. NCBI's taxonomy places the organism in Eukaryota, Metazoa, Chordata, Actinopteri, Cypriniformes, Cyprinidae. The transcript is spliced from 5 exons. The coding region runs from base 138 to 1454 and encodes 438 amino acids.
GCAGGAGGCAGAGAAGACCUCUUUCAUCCACACAAAGCACAAUUCGAGAGAUUUCAUUUGUUUGUUUCCAGGCUUCAGGAUCUGUGAGCUCCGAGGGAGGACAAAAUGGACCGCAAGCCUGGGAUCCAAAAGCCGAGAUGGACACUGGCCAUGCUGGACCUCAUCCCGUGUUGAGAGAUCCCACACGCAGGCGUGAAAGUGCACCGGACUCCUUCAGCUCCUCAAUAUCAUCCAUCACUAUCACUUCCAGGAAGGUCACACAGAUUUCCAAGCCUUUGUGUCCGACGAUGAUUGACCUCGCCGAUGGACGAAGAAAAGCCUUAGUGGUCAAAGUCAUCGAACAGAGGACGAAAAGCACCACCAGCCGUCCCAUCGUCUCGAACUCUGGCUCUGAUCAUGAAGAGAUCGACCACGGUGUGGUACUGAGGAGAAAGGCAACCAUUGUGAAAAUGACCGAACAGAGAGAGCGUUUCAGUCCAUCACAAUACAGACACAGCUACACUGAAGGAAUCAACCAAGCACAGUUAACCAAUGAGUCUAAAUUCAAUCCCUCACCAUUGAACCAAACACUCACUAUAUCUUUAGAGCCAGGAGGAAACCAGUGGAGGUCCCAGCACAGAUCUAGCCUGUCUCUUUACCUUAACAACCUAAAUACAAGCAGCACAGCAGGGGAGAAAAACACCCAAAAAUACAAGCCACCUCGAAGGCCUCUCAGCUGCGACACAAGCUUGUUUAACUGCACUAAAGCAGUUACACAUCCAGCGUUUCACAACAAGAUCUCUCCUGCUCCCCAGAAGACAAAUAUUGACCUUGUUCUUUCCUUCAGCAGCGAAGCAAGAAGGUGCUCAGCCUCCAGUGGUGAGGACAGGAGCGCAAGGAAAGAGGGAUUGGAGUGGGAUCGAAGGCCUGAGGAGCCUAUUUCAGCAAUCAAACCUCUCAUGCUACUAAAAGCAGCAGAUAACUCGGCUGAUCUGAGCGCAGACACCGUCCUGGCCCUGAACACCGCUGCAGUUAUCGCCAACAUAAAGCUACGGGCCCAGCAGAGACGAACUACAUCCCACACAGCAACAGCAGUGUGUUUAACAGAGGUUAGAGGGCAAAGUGAACACAGAGAGCUCAAAGAAGAGGCUGCUGGUGCUAAUGGAAAGGACAAAAUAUGUCCAGCAGAACAAUGUGUGGAUUUUGUCCCAUUUGAGUCCCAAAAUGACCUCAGUGAAACUGCUUUGGCUCCACUGUCCCUUAGCGAGGCUUUAGCGAUCAGACGGCCUGGUUUCAUCCAGCGCUCUCAGGCCAGAGUUCGAGCCCUGGAGAGGAGGUCACAGGAGAGGCAGAACUCCCACAGCUCACUGCAGACAUCUGAGAGCGGAGCAUCUGAAAUGAGAGCAGGGAUCGUUCAGAACACUGGAGAGAAGAUCAGUGGCUGUUUAAAGACAGGAAAUAUCGCCCCCAUCUGA